CCCCCUCCCUCCUUCUCGCACAUCCGCGUCUGUGGUGCAGGCGGAGAUUGAUGUGCUGUGUCUGUGCGCGUGCAGCAUCUCAGCUCUCUCUCCAUGCAUAAGUUGUAUUUUCUGGCAUCCUUCAGAAAAGGCUCAACAGAUUCUUUCGAUUCGAGGAUUAUAUUCAAUUCUUAAGCAGAUACAGGUUUAAAUUCAGUUUAGGUUACAAUCCGAAUUCUUAUCAAAUUCACACAUUUUGAGAAUAGGAGUUCUGCAAGGCUACAUCCUCUGUAAGGCAGCAAAAUGUUGGAUCCGUCAUCCAGCGAGGAGGAAUCGGAUGGUGGGAUGGUGGAGGAGGAACACCAUCACAAGGAGGCAUCGGCACCCCAGAGCGGAGCCCGCAUCUCUCCAAGCCGGACCAGCGAGAGCUCCGGCGGGCUUGCGCCCAGCAGCAGCCGCAGUAGCGCUCGCCCGACCAGCCCGAGCCCGUCAGCUGCCAGCGAGCAGGAGAAGGUGGAGGAGGCGAAUUUGCAGAAGGAAGAAGAGGAGCGCAAAAAGAAGUUGCAACUAUAUGUAUUUGUGAUGCGGUGCAUUGCAUACCCUUUCAAUGCAAAACAGCCCACCGAUAUGGCGAGACGACAACAGAAGAUCACAGAGCAGCAGCUCCGGCAGACCAACGACCGCUUCAAAGCUUUCCUCAACGGAGACACCCAGAUAGUGGCUGAUGAAGCGUUCAUCAACGCAGUCCAGAGCUACUAUGAGGUGUUCCUGAAAAGUGACCGCGUUGCCAAGAUGGUCCAGAGCGGGGGCUUCUCAGCCAAUGACUGCAGGGAGGUGUUCAAGAGGCACAUCGAGAAGCGUGUCCGCAGCCUGCCCGAGAUCGAUGGCCUGAGUAAGGAGACGGUGCUCAGCUCCUGGAUGGCCAAGUUCGACACCAUCUACCGCGGGGACGAGGACCCACGCAAGGCUCAGCAACGCAUGACGGCUAGUGCAGCCUCUGAGCUCAUCCUCAGCAAGGACCAGCUCUACGAGAUGUUCCAGAACAUUCUGGGUAUCAAGAAGUUUGAGCACCAGCUGCUCUACAACGCCUGCCAGUUGGACAACCUGGACGAGCAGGCUGCCCAGAUCAGACGGGAGCUGGAUGGACGCCUGCAGAUGGCCGAUCAGAUUGCCAGGGGAGGCAAAUUCCCCAAGUUUGUGUCGAAGGAGAUGGAGCAGAUGUACAUAGAGGAGCUGAAGGCGUCGGUGAACCAGCUGAUGGCCAACCUAGAGAGCAUGCCGGUGUCCAAGGGAGGAGAGUUCAAACUGCAGAAGCUGAAGAAAGGACACAACACCUCCAUCAUGGACAUGGGUCAGGAGGACGAGAACACACUGUCCAAGUCUGAUGUGGUGCUCUCCUUUACUCUGGAGGUGGUGAUCAUGGAGGUGGUAGGCCUGAAGUCUCUGGCUCCUAACAGGAUCGUUUACUGCACCAUGGAGGUGGAGGGAGGGGAGAAACUGCAGACAGACCAGGCUGAGGCCUCCAAGCCAACCUGGGGGACCCAGGGAGACUUCACCACCACACACCCCCUCCCUGCCGUCAAGGUGAAACUGUUUACAGAAAGCACUGGAGUGCUGGCCCUGGAGGAUAAAGAGCUGGGCAGGGUGGUUCUCCACCCGACCCCUAACAGCCCCAAGGCAUCAGAGCUCCAUAAGAUGGCCCUCACCAAGGCCUGCCCCGACCAGAACCUUCAGAUCAAACUGGCCAUUCGCAUGGACAAACCGCAGAACAUGAAGCAUUCUGGGUAUUUGUGGGCUUUUGGGAAGAACGUCUGGAAGCGCUGGAAGAAGCGUUUCUUCGUCCUCGUGCAGGUGAGCCAGUACACCUUUGCCAUGUGCAGCUACAGAGAGAAGAAGUCUGAGCCACAGGAGCUGCUACAGCUGGAUGGUUACACUGUGGACUACACCGACCCCCAGCCAGGUUUGGAUGGCGGCAGGGCGUUCUUCAACGCGGUGAAGGAGGGCGACACUGUAAUCUUUGCCAGUGAUGACGAGCAGGACCGCAUCCUGUGGGUUCAGGCAAUGUACCGGGCCACCGGUCAGUCCCACAAGCCCGUUCCUCCCACCCAGAUCCAGAAACUAAACUCCAAGGGGGGUGCCGCCGCUCAGAUGGACGCGCCCAUCUCCCAGUUCUCUGGACUUAAGGACGCAGACAGAGCUCAGAAACAUGGCAUGGAUGAGUUUAUCUCGGCUAACCCCUGUAGCUUUGACCACGCCUCCCUGUUCGAGAUCGUCCAGAGGCUCACGUUGGACCACAGGCUCAAUGACACCUUCUGCUGCCUGGGAUGGUUCAGCCCGGGCCAGGUGUUUGUCCUGGAUGAGUACUGUGCCAGGAACGGCGUGCGGGGGUGUCACAGACACCUGGGUUACCUAGGGGACCUGCUGGAGAGGGCGGACAGAGGAGCCAUGAUCGACCCCACCCUGCUUCACUACAGCUUCGCUUUCUGCGCCUCCCAUGUCCACGGUAACAGGCCUGAUGGACUGGGAACAGUGAAGGUGGAUGAAAAGGAGCGCUUUGAAGAAAUCAAAGAGCAAUUGCGUGUGAUCCUGGAACACCAGAUCACUAACUUCAGAUAUUGCUUCCCGUUCGGACGUCCAGAGGGAGCCUUGAAGGCCACGCUGUCUUUGCUGGAAAGGGUGCUGAUGAAGGACAUUGUGACUCCAGUCCCACAAGAGGAAGUGAAGGGAGUCAUCCGUAAAUGUCUGGAGCAGGCUGCACAGCUCAACUACGCUAAAAUCACAGAAUACGCCAAAAUCGAAGGGAGAAAGAGGGAAAUGUUUGAGCACCCUGUCUUCUGCUUGGCGUCACAAGUGAUGGAUUUAACCAUCCUUGAGAAAGAUAAAAAGCCGGAUCCAAAUGAUCCAGAGAACGUAGGCCGGUUAGUCACGCCCGCCAAAAAACUGGAGGACACUAUUCGCCUGGCCGAGCUAGUCAUAGAGGUCCUCCAGCAGAACCAGGAACAUCAUGCGGAGGCUGCAGUCACAAGUUCUGGAGAUCAAUCGGCCUUUGCCUGGUGGUCUGACCUGAUGACGGAGCACGCUGAGACCUUCCUGGCCAUGUACGCCGUGGACAUGGACGCUGCUCUGGAGAUCCAGUCUCCUGAGAGCUGGGACAGCUUCCCUCUCUUCCAGCUGCUCAACGACUUCCUCCGCACUGACUAUCACCUGUGCAAUGGGAAAUUCCACAAACACCUGCAGGACCUCUAUGCUCCCCUGGUGGUUAGAUAUGUGGACCUGAUGGAGUCCUCCAUCGCUCAGUCUAUCACCAGGGGCUUUGAGGGAGAGUCCUGGGUGCCUGUAAAGAGUUUGACAAGUAAUCUGCCCAAUGUGAAUCUCCAAAUACCAAAUGUCAACCUCCAAAUUCCCAAAGUACCAAAUCUGCCGCCAGUAGCAGGACUAUCAGUUAACCUUCCGACAAUGCCUAGUUUUUCCACCCCGUCAUGGAUGGCUGCUAUCUAUGACCCUGACAAUGGCUCUGGGACGUCGGAGGACCUGUUUUGGAAGCUGGAGGCCCUGCAGACCUUCAUCAGGGACCUACACUGGCCCGAGGAGGAGUUCGCCAAACACCUGGAGAACCGCAUGAAGCUCAUGUCCAGCGACAUGAUUGAGAAUUGCGUCAAACGCACUAGGAUGGCAUUUGAGUCCAAGCUGGCAAAGAGCAGCAGGGGUACAGACUUCCGCAUCUCCGCAGCAAUAUGCACCAUGUUCAAUGUGAUGGUGGAUGCGAAGGACCAGUCUUCCAAGCUGUGUGCCAUGGAGAUGGGCCAGGAGAAACAGUACCACACCCAGAUAGAUGAGCUGAUUGAGGAGAGUGUAAAGGACAUGAUCCAACUCAUGGUGGCAAAGUUUGUGGUUAUUCUGGAGGGUCUGUUGGCCAAGAUCUCCCGAUACGAUGAAGGCACUCUAUUCUCAUCUUUCAUGUCAUUCACGGUGAAAGCUGCCUCAAAGUACGUGGACGUCCCUAAGCCUGGGAUGGACGUUGCCGACGGUUAUGUCACCUGUGUCCGCCAUUCUCAGGACAUUCUACGAGAUAAGGUCAAUGAGGAGGUGUAUAUAGAAAGGUUAUUUGAUCAAUGGUACACAGCCACCAUGAACCUGCUGGGGACCUGGCUCACUGAGCGUAUGGACCAGCAGCUCCAUCUCUACCAGCUCAAGAUCCUCAUCAGGAUCGUCAAGAAAAAGUACCGUGACUUCCGUCUGCAGGGGGUGCUAGACUCCACCCUGAACAGUAAGAUGUAUGACACGGUGAGGAACAGGCUGACCCUGGAGGAGGCCAACGCGUCCAUGAAAGAGGGAGGCAUGGGGGGCAUCUCCAUGAAGGACAGCGACGAAGAGGACGAAGACGAUGACUAGAGCGCAGCGCCGGCCAACCUCAGAACUGGCACCGACACCUCCCUUUACCCCCCGUAUGACCCCCCCCCGUCUCCACUCCCGACCCCCGAUCCUCUACUCUCACAACUUUUGACUUAGCCUGGUAACCAAUGCAUGUACCAACUCUGUUACUCAGACAGCCACGUUAGGUCCUCUUUGUCAUCUCAAAAUGCUCAUGAAGGACCUAUAAUAAACAAUAAAAAUAGUAAUUACUAUACUGAGGAAAAAUAAUAUAAAUAAAGAUGUUGAAAAAAUAAACCAUGAAUGACAGUUUAGCUGUGUCAUGAUGAAGAUAGCACUGAUGAUAUCUUUGACUCAGUGAUUUCUAAAUUCAUUUCUAUGUGUUCCUAAGCAAUAUGGAGUACCAUUUGUUUGACAAUGUUGAGUGAGAUUAUUAGGUGUGUCCCUGUCCAAUGCAAACCUAUAUCGCGCUUCUUUGUUGUAUUCUACAUUCAUUAUAAUGGUACAUUGUUGUGACGAUGAGUGUAUAGACCCUUUUCUUUGUAUUGUCUAUCUUUAAGUGGAUGCCAACUGCUUCAAACUGAAAAUUACCCAUCAAACUGAAAAUGAAGUUCAAUGCUGUUUAGGAUAAACAUCUCGUCUACUCACUCUACUGUACUCUCAGCACCAUAGUAUGUUCUAGACUGUCUGUUCCUCAUCUGUGUCAAUGCUCUGUGACCUCAUAAUCUUUCACCCUAUCACUAACGAGACAUCGUCCAGCAGCCAUCUUGAACUAAAAUGAGUGGGUAUUCUAGAAAUGCAAUAUUCUCAAAGCUCCAUUUUGAUAUCUUGUUGGAGAUUAUAUUUUUCUUUCUACAUUGUUGAAACGACCUUGAAACAGGUUCUAAUCUGUUUUAAAUUUAGUUGCACGUUUACAGAGAAAAGAGAGCUGAAAAUAAAAUGUUUUUCUUUUAUUUACCAAAAUGAAAGUUGGUCUGUCUUUUUAGUUUUAUUACGUAUUUGAUUAGAAUGAGAUGUGUGGCAUUUCUUUGGGUCUCACUGUUGUUUUGUAUAUACACCGCUGUACAUUGCAUUCUGAGCCAUCGCUGCAUGCCCGUGGGUCCCCACCCUCUCCGAAUGCUUUCCGUUCUGUGUGAAAAUUAGCUGGUGGAUUAAGUCUUGCUUUUGCCUUAUGAAAGCCAACAGUUGUAAUAUGCAAGAGCUGUGGCCUCUAAAUAAAAUUACUGUACAAAUACACAA
This is a messenger RNA of Salvelinus fontinalis (brook trout), 5589 nucleotides long. RefSeq names its product calcium-dependent secretion activator 1-like. Gene Ontology annotation, biological process: dense core granule exocytosis; synaptic vesicle exocytosis; positive regulation of exocytosis. Gene Ontology annotation, cellular component: glutamatergic synapse. The coding region runs from base 283 to 4371 and encodes 1362 amino acids. NCBI's taxonomy places the organism in Eukaryota, Metazoa, Chordata, Actinopteri, Salmoniformes, Salmonidae. The transcript is spliced from 32 exons. The record is from RefSeq and is a predicted model, not a curated record.